Molecule: messenger RNA, 1398 nt
Organism: Kockovaella imperatae
Lineage: Eukaryota; Fungi; Basidiomycota; Tremellomycetes; Tremellales; Cuniculitremaceae
Exons: 4
Coding region: 1-1398 (465 amino acids)
Source: RefSeq, a predicted model, not a curated record
AUGCCCACUUCUCAGCAUCCGCCCCCAGCAAGGAACAUUUCGAGCGACUUGUGGGCCUCGUCAUCAUCAUCAUCUUCGUCUUCGUCUUCAGACCAGUAUACCUCGGAUAGCGAUGUCCUCCCGGGACCGGCGUCUAGGCCUAAUCAAGCUGCCUCGAAACUGACUCGAGCUCCGCUGAGAAGUUCCAGACGAUAUAGCAUCGAUCGGACACCUCGAUACUUGAAAAAGUCUCGGGCCUGUCUGCGGCAUGCGCUGCUCUGUGUUUGGACAAUCGGCAGGCUUGACCAGCAAAGAGAGCUCAAGGGGUCGCUCUCAAAGCGAUCGACAACGGUACAUCGACCGUGGACAGAGCUCUCAGACUGCACCGUUCAACUCCAGAAUCAUAUCCGCGAUUCUCGUGUGCUGCGAAAUGAGCAACUCGUGAAAUGCCUAGACAUCUUCCUCGCCUCCUACUCGAUCCAUGUCAGUCCUUCCGCUCAUGAUCGCUCGUAUAUACGCGACCGCUUGACCAAGGCAGAAGCGAGAGCUGUGCCGGGUACACAGAGACAUCUUGAGGAGCUUCAGGCGAAGGCGUCAAAGAGUGAACUCUCGAGCCAUCAUGUGGAGAUUCUCGCACAAUGUCCUCCUGGCAUCCUCUUGACGCUUGUCGACUGUGCGCUGCCUCGGGAUGCAGAAGGCGCAGAGAUUCUGGUGUUCUCAGGCAUCCCAGGAUCUCAGCUCGAGGAUUUAGACCUUAUGGAUCGCAGAAUGUUGCACCUGUUCCACAUAUUUGGCAUCGAUCCGACACAGAUUGACGAGGUCCGUCUUCAAGACUGUGGCGCUGCCCGUCUUCCGACGUGGAUCCGGGGCAUGGCAAACUUGAGCACCUUGCGUCUGGAGAGAACAUUUUUAAAAGGACUUCCCAUGUGGAUACUUGAGAUGGAGAAGCUCAGAUGGAUCUCCAGCGGAUGCGUGUUCCCCUCCAGCAGCAUCACCUUGAAAGGAACGAUGGCAUCGUUCAAAAGAGUCUGUCAGAUACCACGCGAUCUCUAUGUGCCGGUCGUGACAAACGUUCCGAACAUUCGAGGCCCAAUGAGCCUCGCCAAGAUGUCGACGAUAUCGGCCCUCAGGCAGUACGAAGACGAUCUCGACUUUUGGGCCGUGGCUAGAGCUCUCCCGCCCAAGUUCAGUGCUGCCCUGCUCGAGUCUUGGCACUGCGAGCGAUGUGACAAGAUCUGCUUAGACGACGAGUGCGGAAUGCUGUCAUGUCAAUUGCUAGUGAAGGCAUUUGAUAAUUCUGAGGACAGGGGAAUUUGGAUCAAGUCGAGACUGUGCAGACUUUGUCGGGCCACUCUGAUCGGCCAAGCUCAUCAUGAGAAUCUGCUGGUAAAGCUUGGCAUAAUAGUAACCUCCCGAUAA